AUGCCCCCAGCGAAAACUGCCAAGGGCGGCCAUGAUGACGGCAAAGGAGACUCUGCAGGUGCCAAGGAGAAGAACGGACACGGCAGCCACCUCACGAACGGCAAGAUGCGACGAGUAGCGAGUGCUACAGGUGGUUCCCAGCUCCGCGAGGUCACCAACGCCAGCGCCUCCAAAACAGCUGCUGCAAAAGAGGAGGCAACCCCGCCGAGUAUCUCUUGGAAAUCCUUCGACCGCGACAUGCUGCAUGCCUACCGUCGCGAGCACCGACUCGACACACCUACGUCCUUCUCCAGUUCCUACCGACACAUGAUCCUGUCACAACCGGGCUGCAUCGGCCUCCACUCUCCGACAAUGGCCCGCAGAAGGCAAGACAGGCGGCAAAGCAAAGAGCAGCUGGCAUUGGCGGUGCGCAAGCAUUUCAACGGUGCGGGCAUCCAGGAGAACGACGCCAUUGUGGACUUCAUCCACAGAGUACACAGCCAAAGCUUGACCCGGGCAGACAAGCAGCGAAGGCCACCCCCAGCAUUGGAUGUCGAAAAGUGA
This is a messenger RNA of Verticillium alfalfae VaMs.102, 543 nucleotides long. RefSeq lists its product as hypothetical. Gene Ontology annotation, cellular component: histone deacetylase complex. The transcript has 2 exons. Lineage: Eukaryota; Fungi; Ascomycota; Sordariomycetes; Glomerellales; Plectosphaerellaceae. Gene Ontology annotation, biological process: regulation of DNA-templated transcription. The coding region runs from base 1 to 543 and encodes 180 amino acids. Gene Ontology annotation, molecular function: protein binding; transcription coregulator activity. The record is from RefSeq and is a predicted model, not a curated record.